Drosophila sechellia is the source of this 2783-nucleotide messenger RNA. RefSeq names its product glycogenin 1 (gene Gyg). The coding region runs from base 164 to 1897 and encodes 577 amino acids. The record is from RefSeq and is a predicted model, not a curated record. Gene Ontology annotation, molecular function: glycosyltransferase activity. The transcript is spliced from 7 exons. Lineage: Eukaryota; Metazoa; Arthropoda; Insecta; Diptera; Drosophilidae.
AGAUUCUCGUCAUCGCUCGUGGAAGGCACAUCGCAAACGCCGCUCUCGUUCUCGAAUUUAGUGUGAAAGCUCAGCCGCCCACCGCCCGCCGGAAAAGUCUCGCGAGUGUCCCGAAAAAUCGAGUUAACCCCCAAAAAAAUCUGUCAAAUAAAAUCCUAACAAAAUGAGCAAGUUCGCUUGGGUGACGCUGACGACAAAUGACACGUACUCACUGGGUGCCUUGGUCUUGGCACACUCACUGAAACGGGCCAAGACCGCCCACCAGCUGGCCGUCCUGGUCACGCCCAAUGUCUCGCAGGCGAUGCGCGACCGACUGAAUGAGGUCUACAACGUGGUGCAGGAGGUCAAUGUGCUCGACUCACAGGAUGCCGCCAAUCUGGCGCUCCUCUCCCGCCCCGAACUGGGCGUGACCUUCACAAAGCUCCACAGCUGGCGCCUCGUUCAGUUCGAGAAGUGCGUCUUCCUGGAUGCGGACACACUGGUCUUGCAAAACUGCGACGAGCUGUUCGAGCGCGAGGAACUGUCGGCUGCUCCGGAUGUCAGCUGGCCGGAUUGCUUCAACUCCGGCGUGUUUGUGUUCAAACCUAGCGUGGACACCUUCGCCCAGAUCACAGAGUUCGCCGUGAAGAAUGGCAGUUUCGAUGGCGGUGACCAGGGUCUGCUUAACCAGUUCUUUGCCGACUGGUCGACGGCGGACAUCAAGAAGCAUUUGCCAUUCGUGUACAAUGUGACGGCCUAUGCCUCGUACUGUUAUCUGCCCGCCUUCAAACAGUUCAGAGACAAGAUUAAGAUUUUGCAUUUCGCCGGCAAGCUGAAGCCCUGGCUGAUUCAGUUCAAUUCGGAGACAAAGGUGGCCAGCGUUUCGUCGGAGUAUGCCCAUGCCCAGGAUCUGAUUCAGCUGUGGUGGAACAUCUUCUGCGAGAAUGUCAUCCAGUCGCUGUCCACCGAAAUGCAAACGCCAGGAAAUGUGGCUAGUGAUCGACCCGCGGGAGAAUUGGCCCAAGGGUCCAUUUCAGAGUGCCUUUGCCUAAAUAUAAUACGCACGCAAAGCGAGUUCGCGGCGGACGAGCUGCAUCAGCGGCAGCAGCAUGAGUUCUACCAGCAGCAGCAGCUGCACCACCACCUGUUGCAUGUGCGCCAGUUCCGCGAUCCUUGGGCAGAUUACUAUGAGAAUCUGGAGAAGGAGCUGCAGGAGCAGGAGCAACAGCGCCACCAGCAACAGCAGCAGCACCACAAUCCCAGCCAGAAUCACAGCCAGGACAAUGGGAACGCGGAUGCAGCUGCGAAUGAGACCGAUUGCACGAUUGCAAAUGCAAAUGCAAACGCAAAUGCCACUGACUGGCAUCAUGACGAUGCAUGCCACCCAACUCCGCCGACGAGUCCUCCGCCUCAAGCCCAAAACCAAGUCCACAAUGCCAAUGCCACUGCCAAUGCCGAAGACUUUGCAUCCGUAGAUGUGAAUAGCAAUGAGCUAAACAUUUCACAGCCACCUGAACACGCCUCCUACUCCUCCGACACAGCCACGCCCACUGCCACAGCCACGCCCACUGCCACGCCCACUGCCACGCCCACUGCCACGCCCACUGCCACGCCCACGCCUCAUCAUUCCGUGCAUAGUCAGACAGUAGAAAAAGCGACAAGCCACCAACAAGAACAUGAAGUUGCAGCCACAACGCCGCCUGAGGCGGGUCUGGCUGGUGCUCUGUCACAGCUCCGCAUCGGUCAGCAGCGCACUCCCGAACAGGAGGCCUACGAGAACCAGAUGCGCCGCCAGUGCUGGGAGUCUGGACAGAUUGACUACUCCGGCGCCGAUUCGUUCGAGAACAUCUGGAAGAAAAUAUCGCAGACGCUGGAGAGGAAGACCGAGAAGGAGUCGGAAGAAACUGGUAGCUCAUAGAUACAAAACCGAAACUAAACAGAACAAACAAAUGCAAAUCGUUCGUUAUUCGUCGUUUUGUUGCCAUUUUUUCUUGUACACGCGCACACACGUACACACCCACCCCCUUCUUCUCCACCCAAUUGAAACCCCCACACACACACACAGACCACACAAUCGUAUUUUAUCCCCCCGCCCCUUUGGGCGGCAGACGCACUGUUGCCAAUGUCAAGGAGCCCACGGUGUAAUUGAAAUUUAAGGUUUGGCCAAAAAAUGUUGUCGAAACGAAUUCUUCGGAAUGUCAUAAAUGCAAUUUUUAUUUGCCUCCCCUGUGACAGCACACACACACACACUCGCAUCUUGUUAAAAAGAAUGAGCGAGAAAGCACAGAAAUUUUAAUUAAGUUUUCAAAUUAAACUUUUUGCACUGCUGCUACUGCUGCUGCUGCUGCUCUCAACAUACGUGAUGUGAUGCGAUGUGUAUGUGGGCGACACACUUGGCACAGUUGCCCCAAAGAACCCUACCCCUCCCCCUGCCCCUCCCAGCCCUUGGACAAAAUCGAGAAAAAAUGAGCACACUUGGCCCGGCCACAAAGUUUUACACUUCAUUGUGUUUUAAUUGAAAUUUUUGUACUUUCACCCACUCGUGUGCUUACCGAUUUAUGGCGAUGACUUUCCAGCUCAUCUGCAUCAAAACUCAUUGUGGCAUAAAGGCCAUUUCCUGUCCUUGCCCCCCUCCUACCCUUUUCCCCUCCGCCGCCCAACACAUAUGUACAUAUGUUUUUCCUAUGAAUAAAACGCAAACAAUGAGUGUAUACAAUAACUCUAGAAAAGAUAAACGAAAACCAUUUAAAAUAAAGUAAAAAUCAAAAAUGAAAUUGUAGCCCACAUGUUGUGGCUAUUGUGUA